GUGCCCAUAAAUGAUGGCCUAAAAAAGUCGGGCUCAGCCAAAGUUAGUUAUUAAACGGUGGGUGUUUCCGUCAUUUCCUCGAAAGCAAGGCGCGUCAAAACCAAAACGGGACACGUGUCAUAAGUAAGUGCCUUGUUUCCGCCGUUGUAAUCCACAUCACUAACUUCAAAAACGCCACGUGUUUUCCCGGUUAACCUGUAGCCCACCGGUGACCGGUCACCCCACACCUGUAUCAUCAAAUCAAAUCAUCAGAUCGUAUAUAUACGAGAAGAAGCACACACGUCACAAAUUUUUCGUCCACGAAGAGAACAAAAAAAAAAAAGCACGCAACUUUGAAAUUAAGAGAAAGAAUCAAAGUAGUAUUUUAUGUGAAGAACAGAAGAAGAUGGUGGCUGAAGCAGAGAUUUUGUUUAAACAGGGUUUGCCUGUUGUUCUCGAUGUCAAAUUGUUCGGAGCACCAACCGGGGUUCAAGACAUUGACGGUGUCUCCACCGUGAAAUCACCAGUUUCCUCGCCGAUUCUAGGUAUCCGUCGCCCGGCGGCGUCGGUCUCCGCCGACUUAUCGACUUCUCUUUCUGAUUUAAAAUGUGGUGACUCAGUUCUGGAUGAUGAUGAUGAUGAAGAUAGCAGUUCUAGUGUCUCUUUUUAUGCUCCUGUUAUCCGCUCCGGGAGCUAUGCUGAUAUUGGGCCUAGGAGAUUCAUGGAAGACGAACACAUUUGCAUAGACGAUCUUUCUUCUAGAGUUGGUUCUCUUUAUGAAUUGCCAAAGCCUAGUGCUUUCUAUGCGGUUUUUGACGGCCAUGGAGGACCAGAAGCAGCAGCUUAUGUAAGAAAAAACGCCAUUAGACUAUUCUUUGAAGACCAUAAGUUCCCACAAACAUCGGAAGUGAAUAGUUUUUAUGUCGAACAAGUCAAGAGAUCUUUGAGGAAUGCGUUUCUUCAGGCUGAUCUUGAUUUAGCUGAGGACCGUAGCAUUGGCUCCUCUUCUGGUACCACGGCUCUUGCCGCCCUUAUUUUCGGAAGACAACUGAUGGUGGCAAAUGCUGGAGAUUGCAGAGCAGUUCUCUGUAGGAACGGUGAAGCUAUAGACAUGUCUCAAGACCACAGACCAAUCUACUUACCGGAAAGAAGAAGAGUGGAAGCAUGUGGUGGUUUCAUCGAUGACGGUUACUUAAACGGCAUUUUGUCGGUCACUCGAGCUCUUGGUGAUUGGGACAUGAAGCUACCACAAGGCUCACAAUCUCCACUGAUCGCAGAGCCAGAGAUCAAACAGAUAAAUCUAACAGAAGAAGAUGAGUUUCUGAUAAUCGGAUGCGACGGGGUUUGGGAUGUUUUGACAAGCCAAGAAGCCGUUAGUAUUGUCCGAAGGGGAUUAAGACGUCACGAUGAUCCAAUGAGAUGUGCUAGAGAACUUGUGAUGGAGGCUUUAAGGCUAAACACGUUUGAUAACUUAACUGUUGUUGUCGUUUGUUUAUCCUCGGUCCAUGAUGUGGCGGCAUCUGCCACGGCUAUAGAGAAGCAACGGUGUUGUAGUUUGACGGCGGAGGCGUUUCAUAGCUUGAGGAGCUUACUGGAAGGUUGAACAAAACAGUUGGAAAAUAUGAUGAUGAUGAUGACGACGCCUUUUGUUUGUUUCUCGGCUGAUUACGUAUUUGAAUCAGCUGAGAGUUUUAUGUGUUUUGUACAUAUACACAAAAUGUAUGUAACCUUAAUUAUAUAACGGCUCGCAUAAUUUUUGUCUAAGCGGUUACUUGUUUCUGUUGUACUCAUCGAUUUAUAAAGUUUAUGAUGACAAAUCGAAUUUGGAUGUUUA
Camelina sativa (false flax) is the source of this 1813-nucleotide messenger RNA. NCBI's taxonomy places the organism in Eukaryota, Viridiplantae, Streptophyta, Magnoliopsida, Brassicales, Brassicaceae. The record is from RefSeq and is a predicted model, not a curated record.